AUGAAAAAUGUUUAUGUUUUUUUUUUAGAAAACUCUAACGGGCUGAACUCAAGUACCUCACUGAGACAAAGUACAUCUAGACCCACACGAAGUAAACUCACAACGAGUCAAGUUUCAAAGAAGGUAACAUCCAGUCCAAGUUCCCCUCAACCAAAGGACAUCCGACCGAGCAGCGCCACAACGACUAAACCACAGAAGCGCCAUCUUGCCUCAAACGUGCCCCUGUCAUGUUCUCAACAACUUCAGGGGAAAACAUCAACAACUACUACUGAGGCGCGAACAGCAAGUUGCCAGUCUGUGAAAAGUCUGGAAUCAAGUGGAUUGUCCAAGACAUCAAGGAACAAUGCUCCUAACACCAAAAGUAAGGCAAAUAUUACUACUGUGACAGGACCAGCAAAUUCCCAGUCUGUGAAAAAUCUGGAAUCAAGUGGAAUUUCCAAGUCAUCAAAGGACAAUGUUCUUAACACCGCAAAUGAGGCAAGUCAACGAAUCAGCCAGCCUGCAAAGAGACCUCAUUCAAGUCCCUCUUUGAAAAAGAGUUCAUCUGAUACCACUGUUGGGGCAAAACCAACGACGAGCGGGGAUUCAAAGAGGCCAACAUCAAGUCCUACGACAGGGCACAAGCAACAGCCGACUAAAAGCUACCAGCCUGAACGACCCAGUUCAAGUUCUUCAAUAAAAGAAAAUCUGCCUAUUACAAAGAACAAAGCGAGGGCAACUCAAACAUGUUCCCAGCGUACCGUGCGGCCCUCAUCGGGCCCAUCUAACGUCAAGAACAGCGCAGAGACAAAGAAAACGGGCCGUGAGCCUAAAAGACGGCCGCGAUCAAGUCCAGCUUCUAAAGGUAAACAGAUCGAGGCCAACAAUGAGGUGAUCAAACAGCCCAUAUCAAGUCAUUUGUCAAAGGACGAUAUGCCCAAGACAACCUACACAGAAAAACGAAAGAGCUCUCGGUCUCUUAAGAGCCCUGUGUCACGUUCUGCUUCUGCAGAGGGCAACCCAGCCAAGAUCGUUGAGACCUGUAAAAUCAGGCAGCACGCAGCUCAGGAAAGAAAGGCCGACCCUACCGACCAGCCCAUAGUCACCGAAGACAUUAAGAAGGUUCUUGAGGACGAAGACUCCCCCAAGAGAGAAGUUGUUGAGGAUAAGUUUCAGUCAAGAUCUCUGGUAAUUGAAUAUUGUACAGUUCCUUUAAUUUAUAAUAACUAUAAACAAGAAAACAAAUGGAACAUUUUCUAGUUACUUCAGUUACGAAUUGUGAAGCUCAAAAAACAAGGACCCCUUGUGAGGGUGGGGGCAGGUUUUGUUUGCGUGUCUUUGCGUCAUAAAUUAAACCACUGUCAACUUUAGAUCAGCUCUACAGCCACAAUCAAUAGUGGAGCACUUUUUGCGAUACGCUCCCCCAUUGAAGAAUAUCAGUCGAAUAGCUCCAUAGAAGUUGUAGCACCUACAACUGAAGCACAUUCGCUGAUUGUGAUCAUUGUAAGCGAACUGACAAAAAAUGCGCUUAUUUCUUUUAACAGGAGUCGUCCGCCUCGGAUGCGGAGCUAGACUAUUUUGUAGCUGACAUUAUCCAGUCACAGCUAAACCUCGUUCAAAAGAAGACAUCUCCAGAGAAGAAUCCUAACGUUCUCAACUCACAGCCUGCUACCAUGAGCUCACCCACUGAAAGGACAGGUAACUACAUGGACAUUUCUACGGUUAUCAUACUUUUAUCAGUAUUUAUCACUGUUCAAAACCAGGAUUCGACAGGAAAGGCCCCCACGUUUAUCAUAAAUGGGACCAAAAAUAAAGAAUGCAAGAGAUAGCAUCCCUUUUCUAAUUAAUACACAUAUCCCCUUAAUAUAAACAAUGCUAAUUGAGAGAUUUUCUCAAAUUUAAAAAUUGGUUAGAGACCAUUUGUUCUGAACUUUUAGAAGAAAUUUUCCAUGACCUUUUUUGGAGGAAGAAUGACUUUCCAGUUCAGUUGUUGUUUUGCUUGGUUCUUAUUUGUGAAACAAAUCUUCCCUUACAGGUUUUGAGCAAGGCGCGUCAUUCGUGGGUACUACAAAAGACGAUGCCAUUGAGGAUGACGGUAGCGGCUGUCAACAGGAAUCUAACAGCUCCAUAGAAGGUUCUAACAUUGGUGAAGCGGAAAUAGCGGCCAAUGACUCCGAAAUCAGUCAAUCUCCUUCAUCUCCGACUGUUACAAAGGUGAACGAGAAAGCCGAAGAGAAGGGCCGUACAUCAACCACUGCAGGUGGUGUUCUGACCAUCUUUCCAGAAGAGAAUGCUCAUAUCGAUUCUAUGGAGCCCAUGGGAGUGUCUAAGCUUAUUCAAGAUGGUCCGUCUUCGACAGACAUUAACACUCUAGUGCAUUUUGACUGCGCUGAUGGAAAGAAGAAUCCUGGGAGCUUGAGAUCGUCUCCAGGUGCAACGAAAUCUCAAGAAAAGAUUGAUUUGGCUGUUGAGCGUAAGAGUAGCAAGACGUCCAUCGAUGGAAGAAAAUCAUCUCGUACCCCGACAGCUUCUAGGUCGAGUGCAAAGAUUAGCAACUUGUCAGCCGGAGAUUCGGUAGAUGGUUCAUUUCCUUCACAGACUACAUGCUCAAACAGUAGCCCUUGCAGUAGUCGUUCCACUACAGAUACCUCUAUGAGAUUAAACCAUCGGAAAUCAGGUCAGAGGCCCUUGUCUGCUGCAAAAGUGCCAGAAAAAUCAAAGUCGAGUCAGAACAAGCCACAUUCAAGCGCGAGGUCACUUUCUGAUCCAAAGGUGUCUGAUGUAACAAAGUCACUAACACCAAGCAGAAAAUCGUCUCAUGGUCAGUCAUCCAGAGUGCAAAAUGCAGACAAAAAACGACAACUGACACCGACGAAUAUAAGGGGCGAGUUGAAAUAUGACAAGGUUGGAAAAAUGAGCGGCUCUCAAGAAAUGAGCGGACGAAGCUCCUCAGCCACCUUGUCAAAGCGGUCAGUGAGCCGCAACUCCUCCAAAUCUGCAGGAACGACAUCCCCGACAUCCACUGCACCUUCAGUUGUGAAGAAAGAAUUGGAUAAGUCUAAGUCUGAUGACAAAAUACACCAAACGCCUAGUGAACAGAAAGGUGUGGUCAAGGCACAAUCUUCCUGUUAUGAACGAGCAGAAAAGGCCAAAUCAAAUGAUAAAGGGAGGAUGGAUGGACACCAUAGCCAGAAUAGCCUAUCCACAAGCAGUCUGCCUAUAAAAGAGGAUUUGGAAAAACGUCCUAAAAGCGGAAGAUCAAUCAGCAUAGGAAGUAAUGUGUCUAUUGUCAAGUCGGAGGAGCCCUUGAGUAAUCCUCGAAAUUCAUCUUUAAAGAGUUCACGUAAUGGCAAAGUCAUCUCUCCUUCACAAAAGACACGUGUGCGUUCUGCAAAAGAGAACUCUGGAAGUGCUCGCAGCUUAAGAGAGACACCAGGAGAAUUUGAGGUGCUGGGUUCUUCGAAAACAUUGCAGUUUUCCUCUCCUUCUUACCCAGAGGUGCGAUCAAGGAACUCACGAAGUAAAACCUCUCUGAACAAGAUGGAAAUGUUAAACAAUGAUAAUGAACUAAAGAAGGAGACUUCACUUAACCCAUCCUCGGGGAAGCUACGCAAAUGUUCACCCACUUAA
Molecule: messenger RNA, 3609 nt
Organism: Porites lobata
Lineage: Eukaryota; Metazoa; Cnidaria; Anthozoa; Scleractinia; Poritidae
Source: the annotation of a GenBank genome assembly